AUGGUGUAUGAAGCUAAACCUUUUGACCCUAUAGUGGUGAAACCUAAUGAUAAGAAAAGGGUAGCUUAUUUUUACGAUGCUGAUGUUGGUAACUAUGCGUAUGGUGCUGGUCAUCCCAUGAAGCCACAUAGAAUAAGAAUGACACAUUCUUUGGUUAUGAAUUAUGGUUUGUAUAAAAAGAUGGAAAUUUAUAGGGCUAAACCUGCUACAAAACAAGAGAUGUGUCAAUUCCAUACUGAUGAAUAUAUCGACUUUUUAUCCCGUGUAACUCCUGAUAAUUUAGAUAUGUUUAAGAAGGAAAGUGUGAAAUUUAAUGUAGGUGAUGAUUGUCCUGUUUUUGAUGGGUUGUAUGAAUAUUGUAGUAUAUCUGGUGGUGGCUCAAUGGAAGGUGCCGCUAGGUUAAAUCGCGGUAAAUGUGAUGUUGCAAUUAACUAUGCUGGUGGUUUACACCAUGCUAAAAAAUCAGAAGCUUCUGGUUUCUGUUAUUUGAAUGAUAUUGUUUUAGGUAUUAUAGAAUUGUUAAGAUAUCAUCCAAGAGUCCUAUAUAUUGAUAUCGAUGUUCAUCAUGGUGAUGGUGUUGAAGAAGCAUUUUAUACUACAGACCGUGUCAUGACUUGUUCAUUUCAUAAAUAUGGUGAAUUCUUCCCAGGUACUGGUGAGUUAAGAGAUACUGGUGUAGGGAAAGGUAAGAACUACGCAGUCAAUGUUCCUCUAAGAGAUGGUAUAGAUGAUGCCACUUAUAGAGCAGUUUUCGAAUCAGUCAUCAGCAAGAUUAUGGAAUGGUAUCAACCAUCGGCGGUAGUAUUGCAAUGUGGUGGUGAUUCUCUAUCAGGUGAUCGUUUGGGUUGUUUCAACCUUUCCAUGCGUGGUCACGCUAACUGUGUCAAUUUUGUCAAGUCUUUUGGUAUUCCUUUAAUGGUUGUUGGUGGUGGUGGUUAUACAAUGAGAAAUGUUGCAAGAACGUGGUGUUUUGAAACUGGGUUAUUAAACAAUGUAAUAUUAGAUGAAGAUCUGCCUUAUAAUGAUUAUUAUGAAUAUUAUGGUCCAGAUUAUAAAUUAGAUGUUAGGCCAUCAAACAUGUAUAACGUAAACUCUCCAGAUUAUUUGGAUAAAAUUUUAACUGCUAUUCAUUCCAACUUAGAAAGCACCAAAUAUGCCCCAAGUGUGCAGCUGAACCAUGUUCCUCACGAUCUAGAAGACAAAGGUGACGAAGAAGAAGAUACAAAAGAAGCUAUAGAUACCAAAGGUGGUUCUCAAUAUGCUAGAGACCAAAUUGUAGAGAAAGAUAAUGAAUUUUACUGA
Vanderwaltozyma polyspora DSM 70294 is the source of this 1302-nucleotide messenger RNA. RefSeq names its product histone deacetylase RPD3 (gene RPD3). NCBI's taxonomy places the organism in Eukaryota, Fungi, Ascomycota, Saccharomycetes, Saccharomycetales, Saccharomycetaceae. The transcript has a single exon. The record is from RefSeq and is a predicted model, not a curated record. Gene Ontology annotation, molecular function: histone deacetylase activity. Bases 1 to 1302 code for a protein of 433 amino acids.